Messenger RNA from Myotis davidii, 2770 nucleotides. RefSeq names its product regulating synaptic membrane exocytosis 3 (gene RIMS3). The coding region runs from base 423 to 1349 and encodes 308 amino acids. The record is from RefSeq and is a predicted model, not a curated record. NCBI's taxonomy places the organism in Eukaryota, Metazoa, Chordata, Mammalia, Chiroptera, Vespertilionidae. Gene Ontology annotation, molecular function: transmembrane transporter binding; small GTPase binding. Gene Ontology annotation, biological process: regulation of synaptic plasticity; regulation of membrane potential; calcium ion-regulated exocytosis of neurotransmitter. Gene Ontology annotation, cellular component: cytoskeleton of presynaptic active zone; presynaptic membrane. The transcript has 9 exons.
CGCCCCGCCCCGCGCCCCUCCCAGUGCUGAGUCCUCCGCCCGCCCGGGACCGGGCCGCGCCUACCGCCGGGUCCGCGGGGCGGGGUCCCAGGGCAGCACCUGCCCCGCCUUUCAGAGCCUCCUUGGCCACCGGAGACCCCUCCCUGUAUGGACCCCAGCCCCACCCCUGAGUCUUAUCACAUCACCUCCUCCUGGGAGCUACCCUGAUUACCUUCACCUCCUUCCUUGAAAACUGGUGUCCCAGAAGAAGUUAACAGAAGCCUCCUGUCAAUGCCCUAGGGGAGUGCUGCUGGGAGGGGCACAGCCCCCUGUGAUGAGGAACACCACGCGCAGAAUCAUCAGUUUGGCACUUUCACAGGCACCGAUUUAAUCCCUAGGACAAUCCUAUGAGAGUUGCCUGAGGCUCUGCCGCCCCUGGGACCAUGUUUAACGGGGAGCCAGAUCCAGCCUCGGCUGCAGGCCCCAGGAAUGUGGUUCGGAGCUCCAGCAUCAGCAGUGAAAUCUGCGGAUCUCAGCAGGCCGGGCCCGGGACUGGGACCACCACUGCUAAGAAGCGGCGUAGCAGCCUCGGCGCCAAGAUGGUGGCCAUUGUGGGCCUGACCCAGUGGAGCAAGAGCACACUCCAGCUCCCCCAGCCUGAAGGGACCACCAAGAAGCUGCGCAGCAACAUCCGGAGGAGCACGGAGACAGGCAUCGCCGUGGAGAUGCGGAGUCGGGUCACGCGCCAGGGCAGCCGGGAGUCCACCGAUGGGAGCACCAACAGCAACAGCUCCGAGGGCACGUUCAUCUUCCCCACCACCCGGCUGGGGGCCGAAAGCCAGUUCAGCGAUUUCCUGGAUGGGCUGGGACCAGCCCAGAUUGUGGGGCGACAGACGCUGGCAACUCCACCAAUGGGGGAUGUGCACGUUGCCAUCAUGGACCGGAGUGGCCAGCUGGAAGUGGAAGUGAUCGAGGCUCGGGGCCUGACCCCCAAACCUGGCUCCAAAUCUCUCCCAGCCACCUAUAUCAAGGUUUACCUGCUUGAGAAUGGGGCCUGCUUGGCCAAGAAGAAGACAAAGGUGGCCAAGAAGACCUGUGACCCCCUGUACCAGCAGGCUCUGCUCUUCGACGAGGGGCCCCAGGGCAAGGUGCUGCAGGUGAUCGUCUGGGGAGACUACGGCCGCAUGGACCACAAGUGCUUCAUGGGCAUGGCCCAGAUCAUGCUGGAUGAGCUGGACCUGAGUGCCGCCGUCACCGGCUGGUACAAACUCUUCCCCACAUCCUCCGUGGCAGACUCGACCCUCGGAUCCCUCACCCGGCGCCUGUCCCAGUCCUCCCUGGAGAGUGCCACCAGCCCCUCGUGCACCUAAGGACCUCAGGAAGAGGCUGGAUGUGGUGUGGGAAGGGGUGCCUGCUGGCCCCCCUCCUCCCCUGUACAUAGUCUUCACGUCUUUCUGGCCCCUCGCCCUGCUGCAUGCCUGUUGGCUACUGGGCUCGUCCCAGCUGGCGGUGGAGAGUGUAGUGUGUGUGUGUGUGUGUGUGUGUGUGUGUGUGUGUGACUAUGUUAUAUCUGUUCAUUUGUCUGGGUAUAGUCAGUCUUGGUGACUACAUGGGCCAAAAUCCAUGUCCUUCUGUGUCUUGUUAAAAAGAAACCCAAAUGAGUGUUGUGUAAACACAACGUCCCCUCGGUCCAGGGAUGGAAUGGGGGGUGGCCAUUGGUCCAUCCUGCCUGGUCCUGUGCCCGGGGCAGAGCCCGAGUGUCCUGCCUGUUCCUUCUCUUGGUGGUCCCUGCUGAGUUUCCUGUCUCGUUCUUUGUUCCACCUUUGCCUCUCCCAGCACUGCUACCCUUUUUGAGGAAUGUAGCAUCCACUGCAGCUGGCCACGCGAGGCCCCUCUGGGAACCCUGACCGCCCUCCUCCGGCAGCUUUGCCCGCUGAAUGCGUCUGCAGCAUGUAGCAUGCUCGGCUAGUGCCCUGGCCAGGGCCCGGGAAGCAAAGAUGCCUGGGGAGCUGAGGGCUUGGAGAUUGCUUCCUUCCUCAGGCUGGAGCCGCCUCCUUCCUACAAGCAAAACACGGGAGGUCUUAGUUUCCAGGGUUGCUGGCCAGACACCCUAGGGGGAUGUUCCAGUACCUCCCUUAGCACUGCUCUUCACCUCCUGUCUCCCUCCAGGCCACCGCACCUCUGACAUGCCAAAGGAGCCCUCCCAGGGGACCCCAGCAGGUGUGGACGGGAGGUGUGGCCAUCCAGGAGGCUGCCUCAGAGGAGAUGUAAUCCGCCAAAGCAGACAGUCCCUGGAGGCACCUGUGUCCUCCCCAGGCUCAUCCUGGUGGGGCCUGGCCUGUGAGGAGGUGCUGAGGGUGGGGCUGUUUGCUGGGUCAAGGAGGGCAGGGCUGACGUGCUCUGAGCCACCGUUGAGAAUCCUGUCUGGGGAUUAGCUGCCUGCAGUUCAUUUGGGGCUCUCUUCUGCUUGUUUCUAGACCAGGGUGCGUCUGGGAGCUCAGACUCAUGUGGGCUCCAGCCUCCUGGCCCCACACAGCCUGGCUCUGGACGCUGGUCUGCCACAGCCACCAGCUCUGUACAAAGCAAUACUCAUGCUCGGCCUCCCUGCCUCCCUGAGCUCUCCUGCUGCCCGCUGCCCGCUGCCCGCUGGAGAGCGGCCUGGCCUGCUCCAGGCACCUACCCGCUCUGCUUUCAUCCCACCCAUCUGGCUGGAGCUUCCCAAAGCCGCUCACACUCUGACUUGGUCUGCAGGCUGGGUCCUGAGGGUGGGACCAGUGCGUGGACUGAAGUC